Messenger RNA from Dendronephthya gigantea, 1809 nucleotides. Its product is annotated as enoyl-CoA delta isomerase 2, mitochondrial-like. The transcript has 8 exons. The record is from RefSeq and is a predicted model, not a curated record. NCBI's taxonomy places the organism in Eukaryota, Metazoa, Cnidaria, Anthozoa, Malacalcyonacea, Nephtheidae. The coding region runs from base 515 to 1705 and encodes 396 amino acids. Gene Ontology annotation, molecular function: fatty-acyl-CoA binding.
AGCAUACAGAGUUUGACUUGGCAUUAAUUAUGCGUUCCUAGCGGCCAUGUUGUUAGCCAGUGCGCUAAAGAGAGACCCUAUCCCCCCCGAACAUUAUAAAUAUCCAUAUAUUCCACAUUUUCACUUUAUUUAAACAAUCGCUCCCACUUCUAUACUCUUCUAAAGGAUAAGAACUAACAAAAUCUGGUUUUGAGAAAAAAAUUGAGCAACGUUUUUGUCAAAAAUACGAUUUCUCCAGAUAGUUCUGUCUCGGCUGUUUAUAUUCAAGCCGCCGCCAUAUGCAUGAUUUCCCGGGGGGAGAAGGUCUCUCUUGAGCGCACUGGCUAAGCCAAGGGGUACGCAAAAUUAACGGCAGUCAAACCUCUGUAUGCUCUGUGCUUCUGGCCUGUGCUCGAGGUGGCGUGAUAUCCGAGGAACUUCAUGUAGGAAAAAUUGUGUAACACCUCGAACCCUCGAUUAGAAACGCAAAUAAAUUUGUAAGUUGAUAGGUAAAAUUUUCAUAUUCACGGCAUUAAUGGCGUUAAACCAAACCUAUCGGUUCAUAACUCGAGGAUUUUGCAAGAAUAUUCUACACCGCAACAAUACAAGUUUUUAUACACAAAUGCAACGCCACACGCGAUAUUUAUCAGCGAUGAGUGAACAAUUCAACCAAGCCAAGGAGAAAGUCCCCACGUUAACUAAGGAUCCUGGCAAUGAAGUUAAACUGAAAAUGUAUGCACUUUUUAAACAGGGAUCUGUUGGAGCGUGCAAUGCUCCAAAACCUGGUGCUCUCGAUUUUGUUGGAAAAGCAAAAUGGAAUGCAUGGAAUGAUCUUGGUAACCUUUCUCAGGAGGAUGCUCAAAAGCAAUAUAUAGCACUUGUGGAAUCUUUGUUAGCACAAGAGCCAUCAUCUAGUAACAAAGCAGAGAAGGCAAACGAAGCAGAAUCUGGUGAUUUUGAACACAUAUUAGUUACACAAGAUGGUGGACUUACAACAAUUACGCUAAACAGACCCACCAAAUAUAAUGCUUUAAACCCCAAGAUGUAUCUGGAAAUAAUUCAAGCGCUAAAACAAGCUGGUGAAGACAACUCUGUUGUGACGUUAAUUACCGGUGCUGGGCAAUAUUUUUGCAGUGGAAACGAUCUUACUAACUUUUUAAAUAUCCCACCAGAGGGGCCAGAAAAAAUGGCCGCUGAUGGAAGAGAGUUGUUGAGGGAAUUUGUUAAGACAUUUAUUGACUUCCCAAAACCAAUUGUGGCUGCAGUCAAUGGUCCUGCUGUUGGAAUAUCUGUCACGUUACUGGGAUUACUAGAUAUGGUGUAUGCCUCAGAUAAAGCUACAUUUCACACACCAUUCAUGACACUUGGGCAAAGUCCUGAGGCCUGCUCAUCCUAUCUCUUUCCGAAAAUUAUGGGGCAGGCGAAGGCUCACGAAGUCUUGCUGGCAGGAAAAAAGCUGAAUGCUGUUGAAGCUUGCAACUACGGUUUGGUUACAGAAGUCAUUCCUCAAGCAGAAUUCGAGAGAGAAGUGAAUAAAAAAAUGAAAUAUAUGGCUGGGUUGCCUCCACAGUCUCUAGCCUUAUCCAAACAACUCUGUCGCUCCGCUGAGAAAGAUAAACUCCACGAUGUGAAUAAUAAAGAAUGUGAACUUCUUGCUAAAAGAUGGCUCUCUGAUGAAUGCGCCAAAGCCGUCAUGGCGUUUAUGCAAAGAAAGGCGAAAAUGUGAACCGAGAUCCCAUCAAUAUGUUAAGACUGUGAAGAACUAUGUUGAGAUGUUGAAUCUCGCAAGAAUUAUCGAUUGAUGUUAUUAUAUGAACUAGGUUUAUUCAA